Phasianus colchicus (ring-necked pheasant) is the source of this 3287-nucleotide messenger RNA. RefSeq names its product centrosomal protein 95 (gene CEP95). Gene Ontology annotation, cellular component: spindle pole; centrosome. The record is from RefSeq and is a predicted model, not a curated record. NCBI's taxonomy places the organism in Eukaryota, Metazoa, Chordata, Aves, Galliformes, Phasianidae.
GCGGGAAAGCGCCUCCAGGCCCCGCCCCUUCCGGCGCAGCCCCGCAGCGCCGCGCGGCCGUUAGAGCUGAGGGCGGCUGUUGGCGGCGGGCUGCGCCAUGGGCAGCGCUGAGGGCACAGAUUGGGUCGAAGUUGCCAAUGAUCUUUUAAGGAGCUGUCACGUCAACCAGCACGUAAAGCGUCUCUCAGAGUGCGGAGCUGAUGUAUUUGUUUGCCUUUAUGAAUCGAUCUUAGGAGAAAAGGUACCAGAUUUCAUAGCUACUCCUAGAAGCCAAGAGGACGAUGCACAUAAUGUACAAGCUGUAAUAGAUUCUCUGGCAUUGGACUACCUGCAGGUCAGCUUGUCACACAUCACUGGUGAGAACAUUGUGAAAGGAGAAAAGGAAUCUAUCAGAAACCUCCUUGAAAUAUUUGAUGGUUUGUUGGAAUAUCUUACAGAAGAAGCCAGUGAAUCCUCUUCUCAAAAUGGAGAUGAGACUGUACUGCCCAAUAGCAACAUUCAAAUUGUAUCUCCAGAUCAGCUGGAAAGCAAUGCUGGUCAACUUAUACCACCUUUGAAACUUUCAUCAGUUGACAGGUCCCAGUCAGAAUGCUUUGUCCCACUGUGUGAUGUAGAUGGUUCGGAAUCUACCAGUGAAUUAAUUCGACUUGGAGAUACUGCUCAUUUGUUCUCAGAGAGAGGGGAAGGAUCCUUGGAGUCCAUUCACAGCACUGAACUGCCAAAAGAGCAUUUCAGUUCCAGUGCUCAAGGACUCAGGGAGCCAAUAUGCCAGGCUGUUCCUUUGCUGCCGCCAUUUCAGCCUGCUGAAGCCAGGUCCUGUGAUCCUGUACAGAGAGAUCACCAGAGCUUGAACAGCCAGUCAGCAGCUUUGGUUAACAGUCAAGAACUGGAAUCUCCUACUCUUGAAAUGUCACUUACACAAAAAUCUGAAGAUGUUUCUGGGGCUCUUCUGUCAAGAAAGAUCCCUGCAGCAGACAAGAUGGUCUCGAAUUAUGCUGAGGACAGUGUGAAGGUUCCUUGGGUAUAUGAGACUUCGACAUCUGCUUCACACUUAGAUCAAAAAUUCUCCUUACACACUGAACAAAUAACACAACAUCCAAGCCCUGAAUCAAGACAUCUACCUAGAAAGAAGAGAUAUGAAAAUUCUACCAUAGAUUCACUUGAAGAUCCUCUUUCCCACAGAACAACAAAGGAAAACCUGUCUAAGCAAGAGCUGCAUCAAGUAUCACAAAAACUUUCUCGCAGGUUAAAUGAACUAGAUUCAAUGUUAAAGAGAGCUUUGGGUGGACGUACCAGGGAAGAGGUGACAGAUGAAGACAACCUGUCUCAGCACAGUGACAGUGUCAUGGAUUACCGCCGAAGGAAAGCUGAGCGAGACAUACCACACCUGAAGUACCCAAACAGGACACGAUCCCUUUCUCCAUUAUCACCCUCAUCUCAGCAUCAACUUUUUUUUGAGUCAGAAAACAUACCUUGCAGUAAUGGAAAAGGCCAAAUGAAAAAAAUACGCAACAAGUUGCAAAAAGAAAAGGAUGAAAGAAAACAAGAAGCAAAGAUGGUUGCUAAAGCUUAUGAAAAUGAACUAAGAAUUUAUGAAGCUCGGGAGAGGCUUAGACUUUCCAAACUCAGAGAAGAGGUCAAGGAACUGGAACAAGAAUACAAGGAAAACAUCUUUAAAGAAUCUCCAAAAAUCCCUCAGCCAGUGAGAGUUUAUUCUAGAAAAACCACACCUUGGAAUCCCAGAUACAGCCAGUGGAUUCCAAAACGAGGGACUGUGAAGCCAAAGAAAGCAGCUCCAAUGAAAGUCAGGGAUGAUGACCUCCUGGUUAAGCUACUGGAAGAGUUUCCCCACCUGCAUAUUUCCCAGCACACUAUGAACAAAAUGUGGCGGCAGCAGCUCGCACAGACUGAACAGCUUAAAGCAGCUUCUGGCAGGGCUAGACUCAAACUCCAAAAUGAAGUUCAACAAGCCCUGAAGAAGCAUGAGCUUCUUGUUGCAAUUAUUAAAAAAGAUCGAGACCAUAACAAGAGACUGCAAGAAUUAAAGCAACGUAUCUACCGCCAGAAAUGGACUCAGAGUAAGGUGAGAGAGAAACGCCAGCAAGUUGUUAGAGCCAGGAAAUACUAUGAAGAUUACCGUGUCCAGCUGCGUGCCAAGAUGAUGCGGGCUAGGACAAGGGAAGAAAGGAUAUUUAAAAACUUAUUUGAAGAAGGCUUAGAAAUUCAGAAGCAAAGACUGAAGGACCUGAGAGCAUAUGCUCAAGAGAGGCGUGCUGAGCAAAGAAGAGAGCAUCAAAAUGAGCUGGAGUCCAUGGAGAACUACUACAGAGAUCAGCUGAAUGAGUAUGCUUGAUUGUGUGCAGUACUUUGAGGAUACAGCUAAGUACUUUUCAGGUGUUUCCCAAAAAAGGUGUUAAUAAGAGUCAAAUUCCUGGAGAGCUUGGACAAACUGACAGCCACGCAGAGGCAAAACAGAAAUGUUUGUUUGCUUUUUUGUUUCCAUUUUCAGUAGAGUUCCCCAGUGUCAAACAAGUGCUUGGGAAUAAAAAAAAAAAAAUCCAGAAUCUCAUUCAGUUUCCUCCUCUUUCUAAAACUGUGAUAUGAAUACAUAAUCUCUGCACUAAGGCAGAAAAAAUAUUUAUUUUUGUUUUUUUUCUUUUUUGUUUUUGUGGUAAAAAAUCCAAUUUAAAUUCUUUGGGUCUUUUACUUGGAGAACAUCUGAACUACUCUUACCUUAAAGCAGAAGCUGAAUUAUUUCUUUUUCUCUGAGCGGAGUAGCUGGGCACUUCUAUACCCUUGCCUACCUGAAUUGGGUAUUGAAUGCAAUCUGAUAUUCUUAAAAAACAAGUACUCCAUCACUGAAAGUAGUACUAAGCAAAAAGAAAAGGAAAGAAAGUGUCUCUCACCAUUGGAAAAGAAUUCCACAGGCCAGCCUUUCCAUGGGAAGGCACUUGCUUCUUCCCUCCCUCCUGGCCCCCACUCUUGGCACCAUGAUAGCCACGUUCCUGUCUAUAUGCUGCCAGAGGGAUUUGUUUGUUUUGCUUUUUGGUUUGUUUUGCUUUUUGGUUUGUUCUGCAGUGUUGUUUGUUUCUUUUUCUUCUUUUCAGUUUCGUUUUAAAUACAAGAACAAUCAAACCAUCUUUGCUACGUAACAGAGCAGGCUGGCAGUGUGUUACAGAAUGUCACUAUUAUGCCUCCAGUACUACUUAACAGCAAUACAAAAUCCAGUACACCUCAAGAGUCACUUUCUUUCCUCUAUCAUAUUCAACACGUGCUGGAGACUUCAG